Anopheles nili is the source of this 3970-nucleotide messenger RNA. It is a transcript of the gene AcCoAS, whose product is annotated as acetyl-coenzyme A synthetase. Gene Ontology annotation, molecular function: AMP binding; acetyl-CoA synthetase activity. The transcript is spliced from 7 exons. The record is from RefSeq and is a predicted model, not a curated record. Bases 1 to 2010 code for a protein of 669 amino acids. Lineage: Eukaryota; Metazoa; Arthropoda; Insecta; Diptera; Culicidae.
AUGCCGUCGGAACCGCAGCAGGUGUUUAACCCGCACCCGAACGUCGCCAGCAAGGCGUACAUCAAGAGCAUGCAGCAGUACCAGGAGUUCUACCAGCAGUCGCUCGAGAAUCCGGGCCAGUUCUGGGCGAACGUAGCCAAGCAGUUCCACUGGGAAACGCCGUACGAUCCGAAGAACUUUUUCUCGUACAACUUCGACAUCUCGAAGGGGCCCAUUUUCGUCAAGUGGAUGGAGGGAGCCUCGACGAACAUUUGCUACAACUUGCUCGAUCGAAACGUUAAGAAUGGCCUCGGCGACACCGUCGCGUACUACUGGGAAGGAAACCAUCCCGAUGACUACAGCAGACUGACCUACCGGAAGCUGCUGGAGGAGGUCUGCCGGUUCGCGAACGUGCUGAAAAACCAUGGCGUGCAGAAAGGCGACCGGGUGUCAAUCUACAUGCCCAUGACCAUGGAGCUGCCCGUGGCAAUGUUGGCGUGCGCUCGCAUCGGAGCCGUUCACUCGAUCGUGUUUGCGGGUUUCUCGUCCGAUUCCCUGGCGGAACGCAUGCACGAUUGUCAGGCGAAGGUGUUGAUUACCGCUGAUGGAGCGUGGCGAGGUGAGAAAAUUCUGCACCUCAAAGACAUCUGUGAUAUCGCGAUGGAGAAGGCGGAACAGCUCGGACACCGCGUGCAGACCUGCAUCGUCGUAUCGCACAUCAACCGGGUUACACCGGGCAAAGAGGAUUGGGAUGGAUCCUUUGAGACACCUUGGACAGAUGACCGUGACUUUUGGUGGCAUCAGGAGAUGGAAGAUGCCGAGCCGGCGUGUUAUCCGGAGUGGAUGGCCGCGGAAGAUCCGCUUUUCAUGCUCUACACCAGCGGUUCCACGGGCAAGCCAAAGGGUGUUUUGCAUACGACGGCUGGGUAUUUGUUGUACGCGGCGACUACGUUUAAGAUCGUGUUCGAUUACAAACCCUCGGACAUCUACUGGUGCACAGCUGACAUCGGCUGGAUCACCGGACACACGUAUGUCCUGUACGGGCCUCUUGCAAAUGGUGCCACUUCCGUCAUGUUCGAAGGUACACCGUUUUUCCCAGACAACGAUCGCUACUGGGAGGUCAUCGAUAAGUACAAGGUGUCGCAGUUUUACACUGCUCCGACCGCCAUCCGAUCGCUGAUGAAGUUUGGUGACGAGCCGGUUCUGAAGCACGAUCUCUCCUCGCUGAGGGUUCUUGGAAGUGUCGGUGAGCCUAUCAACCCGGAAGCGUGGCUGUGGUACUAUCGUGUGAUCGGUAAGGAGCAGUGCUCGAUCGUGGACACGUUCUGGCAGACGGAAACCGGUGGUCACGUAAUAACGCCGCUUCCGGGGGCAACACCAAUGAAACCAGGCUCUGCCUCGUUUCCGUUCUUUGGCGUGAAACCAACCCUAUUGGAUGAAAGCGGCACAGAGAUCAAGGGCGAGGGUGAAGGAUACCUCGUGUUCUCGCAACCCUGGCCGGGAAUGAUGCGCACGCUGUUCAACAACCACCCGCGCUACGAAUCGACGUACUUUUCCAAGUUCAACGGAUACUACUGCACGGGAGAUGGUGCUCGCCGUGACGCAGAUGGGUAUUACUGGGUGACGGGUCGAGUGGACGACAUGUUGAACGUGUCCGGCCAUCUGAUGUCGACAUCGGAGGUAGAAUCGGUGUUGACCGAGCAUCCACGUGUCUCGGAGGCAGCCGUCGUGUCACGGCCUCACCCAGUGAAAGGUGAAUGUUUGUACUGCUUUAUCACGCCCAACCAGAACGAAACCUUCGACAAGACGCUUAUCAGCGAGCUAAAAGUGCUUGUUCGGGAACGUAUCGGUCCGUUCGCGCAGCCAGACGUUAUUCAGCAUGCGCCAGGAUUGCCGAAGACGCGAUCGGGCAAGAUUAUGCGGCGAGUCCUGCGCAAAGUGGCCAUCAACGAUCGGGACGUAGGUGAUACGUCCACUCUGGCCGACGAGGCUAUCAUCGAACAGCUGUUUUCAAACCGGCCUACAAACUAAAGCGCCUACAGUUCCAAAAAACGGGCACCGGGCAGAAACUUCAUCGCUCCGAUAGCUUUAGGUAAUCAUACUGCAAGGAUAACUUUUGUUCAGCUUUUUAUGUAUCAUAGUCGUCCGAUCGCUUCUCUUAUGGCCCCUCGAAGCAGACGGUGGCUAAAUGAUCGCAAAACAUUCACACAAACACAACGGGGAGGAAGCACACGCUCAUACAUACAUUCAAUCGAAAAACAAAUGCUGGACAUCGGGGAACAAACGCAAUCACGGCAAGCAAAGGGACGAAAGGUUGGCGCGAUAGGGGCUGCAUUGGGCGUGAAAGCUUGCUGGCGGAUUCCGCGUCGAAGCUUUCCGUCAGUCCAGUGGCACGAAAUUGCGGAACCCAGCGCACCCGACCGGAACCGGAACAGCCUCCCACCGGUGGGGAGAGAUCGUGGAUUCCAGUGCUUUAGGUUUAAGACGGCAGAUGGAGGACGCAGUCAUACUGCGCAGCAAACCGUUAAUCAGAUUGGAUGGAUCAUAUUUUAAGUAGAUGUUAUUGCAUUCUAACUAAUUUAAGGCUAAUUGUUUAGUAUUAAACAUUGCAAGAGCAGUAGCAGUGAUGCUCGUUUGGUGGCAAUCUCAAACACAAACAUAAAAGCGAAUGCUGUAAGCAUUAAAUAAUUUUCCGUAAACGGCGGUCAGAAACAAAACUCAUUUGAAGCAAGCGCAGGGACGCGGCUCGAAAGGAAAGGCAUAAGUUGUUUUGGUGAAAAAGUUAGUGAACGAAAACAGACACGUUACACAAGCCCACGCGUGCAUUAUCACACUGGUGGGGUAGCAUUUAAGCCCAGUGUGCUACGGCUUCUCUUGCAACGAUAAUAUUCAUGUUAUACACGUACACAAACGAACGAACGCGCAGGGAUACACGCAUUUUACAGAUUUCCAUGUUUUAUUAUUUUCACUACUCUCCUUAUCGUUUAUAAGUUUGAUCACAAAUAAACACUCACAUCGCUUUAUGCGGCACGAAAGCGCCCUUUAAAACCCGAAACCCAUCCAUUACAUUUCACACCACCAAACCCCAUUCUCUUUUCGAUAAAGGAUGCACGAAGGGACUGCAGACACAUGAUUCCCGCAGGAUCAACCCAUACUAAACAAAAAUCGAAACAUAUCACUUCUUUCCUUUGUAGGAGAGAACCUUUUUGUAGGAUUAAUGAAAUCUAUGCUAUCUUAUUGUGAAUUAGAUGUUUAUCGACUGUUAAAGCGUAGCGCAACUUGUUCUGUAGGCUGCAACGGCCUUUUACACACCCUCUGUUGUUAUCGAGUGAGUGAACGGGUUUCUUAGGCCGGAAACGGGUACGGGUUGGUUUCCUUCGGAUAUGCGCUCAACCACGCGCUCGAGGAUCCGUUGGGCAGCUGCAGCUCGAUUUCUUAUCAUCGCCCAAACGAUACAUAUCAUGUAGCGUGCCUACACCCAGGCGAGGUUCGACUGUGACCACAAGCAAUCGGUCCUCUCCUGCUUCGCGGUAAGCUUUUGUAACCGUAUACUUUUGAUGGUGACCCGGCUAUGUAAUCGCCGUGGAAUGUAUUGUGCAAUGCCGGUCCGUUCCCAGCACGGGCCGCCAUGGUUGUACUGUGUAUAAUGCCGCCGAGGCACCCAUAUUUGCUGUUGUUCAUUCUCUCGAGUCUACACGACGUGGGAUAGGUAGUACUCAUUCCGACACAAGCGAGGAAAAUAUAUAUAAAAAUUAUACUGUACUGAUGAAAUGAUAUUGGAAUAAAUUGGAAAUACAUAUCGAUAUUAUGCAAUGUGAACGAAAUGUUUCUUUUCACCAUUUGAAUGUGAUUUAAAUGCUUCGGUUCGCAUGCUAAAGCUGCCAAGGACAUUCCAACGGUCGUUGGUUCAAAUUCAAAUGUGAUUAGCGCUAUCCAGUAAAACAGAGCUGAAUUGUUGGGAAUGAAUAGUUCGAAACGGAAAUAUAACCCG